Molecule: messenger RNA, 2237 nt
Organism: Brassica oleracea var. oleracea
Lineage: Eukaryota; Viridiplantae; Streptophyta; Magnoliopsida; Brassicales; Brassicaceae
Product: cell division control protein 48 homolog C-like
Exons: 9
Coding region: 21-2237 (738 amino acids)
Biological process (GO): ribosome biogenesis
Cellular component (GO): nucleus
Molecular function (GO): ATP hydrolysis activity; preribosome binding; RNA binding
Source: RefSeq, a predicted model, not a curated record
UGUAACGCCACCAGCACACGAUGGGGAGGAGAGGUGUGGACGGAAGAAAUAAUAAGAGAGAUUUGAGUCGAGCUAUGGAUUGGUGCGGGAAGGAUUUAUCUACGGCGGAGGAAAUCGUGGACGACCUCCGUUCCAGGUACGGUAAAUAUGCGAGGUUGACCCGUCAAGCACUUGUCCUCAACGUCAGAAAUGUCCUUAAUGCCCGAAACAACAACAAGAAGCGUGUGAAAGAAGACGAAGAGGAAGAUGACAACAACGAUUCCGAUGAAGGUACUGGUGGUAAGAUGAAGAAACAGAGACGUCUUGAAGACAAGUCAGUUUCUUCUUCUUCGUUGGAAGACAGUGACGGUCAUAUCUCGACUUCUGAGGACGCUAAGGUGAGUCCAAGGUUUGAUUUGAUCAAUGUCAGCUUAAGAAACCAAUUCUUGUGGAGACGAAUGUCGAAGGAAUCUCCUUCUCCUCCACCUCCAGAAGGACCUACUUUUAAAGACUUUGCCGGGAUUAAAAAAGUGCUGAAUCAGUUGGAUCAGUAUAUUCUGUCCCCUCUUCUCAAUCCUCCUGUGUUUUGGAAGAUUGGAGCGAAGCCACCAAGCGGGAUUCUAUUCCAUGGACCACCUGGCUGUGGAAAGACUCGCUUGGCCAAUGCCGUCGCCAACGAAGCUGGUGUUCCCUUUUAUCAGAUUUCAGCCACACAAGUUCUUUCUGGUGUUUCUGGUGAGUCUGAAGAGAAUAUUAGAGAGCUCUUCUCUAAAGCAUACAGGACUGCGCCUUCUAUUGUGUUUAUCGAUGAGACUGAUGCAAUUGGAUCUAAGAGAGAGAACCAGCAACGGGAGAUGGAGAAGCGGAUCGUAACACAACUAUUGACUUGUAUGGAUGGCCCCCCUCCGGGAGAUACGGCGGCUGGAUAUGUUGUUGUUAUUGGAGCUACUAAUACGCCUGAUGCUCUUGAUCCUGCUCUGAGAAGGGGUAGGCGAUUUGGGCGUGAGAUUGCUCUAACCGCUCCUGAUGAACAUGCCAUGGCUGAGAUUCUCUCUCUCGUAGCUCAAAGACUUAGACUUGAAGGUUCCUUUAACAUGAAAAGAAUCGCUCGCUUAACACCAGGUUUUGUUGGAGCUGAUUUGGAAGAGUUAGCUGACAUGGCUGCCAGUCUUUGCGUAAAGAGGAUCAUGGAUUCAAGAAAAAUGCAACUCUCCGGCGACAGUGAUGAUGAUGAUGAUAGAUCUUGGCUGAGGCUGCCCUGGUCAGACGAAGAUUUGGAUAAGCUCUUUGUCAGAAUGUCUGAUUUUGAGGAAGCAGUCAAGUUAGUUAAGGGAUCUUUAACUAGAGAAGGUUUCUCUACCGUGCCUGAUGUCUCAUGGGAUGAUGUUGGUGGGCUUGGCCAUCUACGGAGUGAACUCAACAAUUACAUAGUCAGGCCUAUCAAAUAUCCAGACAUGUAUGAGAAAUUUGGAAAGACGUUAGAGACAGGUUUCUUGCUCUAUGGACCACCGGGUUGUGGAAAGACUUUGGUUGCAAAGGCAGUUGCAAACGAGGCAGGAGCUAAUUUCAUACACAUCAAGGGUCCAGAACUUUUAAAUAAAUACGUUGGAGAAAGCGAGCGUGCUAUUCGGACCUUGUUUCAGCGCGCCCGGACAAGCUCACCAUGUGUAAUCUUCUUUGAUGAGGUGGAUGCUUUGACAGGAAGGCGUGGCAGAGAAGGUGAUCAUUUGGUUGUUGGUGGUCUUUUGAACCAGUUUCUCACUGAGCUGCACGGUGGAGAUAGACGUGACGUUUAUGUCAUCGGAGCUACGAACAGGCUCGAUGAAAUUGAUCGUGCUUUCUUGAGACCAGGUAGGUUUGCGAAUCCUGUGUACGUACCCCUCCCUAACGCGGAUGAGCGUGUUUCGAUCCUAAAAUCUAUUGCAAAGAAGAGACCCAUAGAUCCUAGUGUUGAUCUGGAUGCCACUGCAACCAAGUACUGUGAAGAUUUCAGCGGAGCUGAUCUCGCUAACCUGAUGGACAAAGCUAUACACGUGGCAGUGAAGGAGAAGAUCCAGUCCUGUGAGUCGUCUGAAGAUGGCGAUAUGGAUUUAAGUGAUUGCACCAUCAAGAUGACUCAUUUCAAGCAAGCCUUGUCCUUAGUCACACCAUCUGUCAGCAAACAGCAAAUAAAACACUACGAGGAACAACGGGAUACACUACAAAGCAGCACCAACAUGGACGAAAUCAACGUAGGACCAUCUUUUACCCUCGAGUGA